Sinocyclocheilus anshuiensis is the source of this 2503-nucleotide messenger RNA. RefSeq names its product calcium-binding mitochondrial carrier protein SCaMC-2-B. The transcript is spliced from 10 exons. Gene Ontology annotation, cellular component: mitochondrial inner membrane. Lineage: Eukaryota; Metazoa; Chordata; Actinopteri; Cypriniformes; Cyprinidae. The record is from RefSeq and is a predicted model, not a curated record. Bases 511 to 2088 code for a protein of 525 amino acids. Gene Ontology annotation, biological process: transmembrane transport. Gene Ontology annotation, molecular function: calcium ion binding.
UCCUGUCGAACACGAGAUUCCGCCCUACCGCUACCGCUACCGGCAUUCUCGUUGCAUCAGCUGUCAUUCAGACCGCCAAUUCAAACCGGAUUACCAUUGGAAAUUCACAAACUCGAGGAUUUAUAUCCGGAACGAGAUUCAAAGCGAUGUAUAUGUCGGAAUACGCCGAUUUGCCUGCGCUUUUUUGAUAUACAGAAACCCCGGAGGAGUAACGCUGGGACAUCCUUCCAGCUCAUCACUAUGACCCGGAGCUCUGAAUGCCGCUAUAGCGAGUGAAUGAGGGAUCAGUUCUGAACCUUACUCCAAAACAUAUCACACCGAUUGCUGAAGUAAAGAGGCUCAAAAGAUAAUAGAUAACUCGGUAGACGUAUUCGGAAACCUAUCUAAAUGCACAUCUGGCACGCAUCUUGACUGAAAACAGGCGCCGCUCAGAUCGCGUGAUCGGCUGGCUCACGCUCACAGACUUUAGUUUAAACUGCUUUACCAACCAGUAGUCUGGAGUUCAGUGACAUGCAUGAGCGGGGAUCAUUCGUGUCUCCGUUGCUCAGUGGUGUUUUCUGCCAGUGCCGCUCGGAGGAGUAUCAGGGCUCGGAUCCGGGAGGUGGUGGUGGCCGGACUAUGGGCUCCACGCUGGCCGCCGCAACAUCACUCUCCGAGCACCGCCAUGAUGAGUCCCCGCAUCACUGCCCGGUGUGCGGCGGACCCGAGCAGGAGCAUCGGCUCAAGGUGCUUUUCCAGAUCUUGGAUGUCAACAGAGACGGGGGCAUCUGUGUCAACGAUCUGACCAUCGGACUGAAAAAGCUGGGAGUCCAUCGCACUGAACAUGAACUCAUGAAAAUCGUCAAGGCUGGAGACAAAGACUUGGAUGGUCAGUUGGACUUUGAGGAGUUUGUGCACUACCUGAGGGACCAUGAGAAGAAACUGAGGCUGGUCUUCAAGAGCCUUGACAAAAAGAACGAUGGUCGCAUAGAUUCACAGGAGAUCAUGCAGUCACUAAGAGACCUUGGGGUUCAUAUAUCUGAGGAACAGGCUGAAAAGAUCCUCAAGAGUAUGGAUAAAAACGGUACGAUGACGAUUGACUGGAAUGAAUGGAGAGAUUACCACCUGCUUCAUCCUGCUGACAACAUUCCUGAAAUCAUCCUCUACUGGAAACAUUCAACGAUAUUUGAUGUAGGGGAAAGUUUGAUGGUCCCUGAUGAGUUUACGGCAGAGGAAAAGAAAACAGGGAUGUGGUGGCGACACCUGGUAGCAGGAGGUGGAGCAGGUGUUGUGUCCCGUACCUGCACCGCACCCCUGGACCGCCUUAAGGUUCUCAUGCAGGUUCAUGCAUCACGCAGCAACACCAUGGGUAUCGCCGGAGGAUUCGCACAAAUGAUCCGUGAGGGUGGACUUCGGUCGCUGUGGCGAGGGAACGGUAUCAAUGUUUUAAAGAUUGCACCUGAGUCUGCUAUCAAGUUCAUGGCGUAUGAGCAGAUUAAGCGGCUGAUUGGCAGUAAUCAGGAGACGCUGGGGAUCCUGGAGAGGCUGGUUGCUGGGUCUCUAGCAGGAGCUAUUGCUCAGAGCAGCAUCUACCCCAUGGAGGUUUUAAAAACUCGUCUUGCCCUGGGAAGGACGGGUCAGUACUCUGGUAUCAUGGACUGCGCUAAACAUAUAUUUAAGAAGGAGGGACUGACAGCCUUCUAUAAAGGUUAUAUUCCCAACGUGUUGGGAAUCAUCCCUUAUGCUGGAAUAGACCUGGCUGUUUAUGAGACAUUAAAAAACUGGUGGCUUCAGAGGUUUGCUACAGACAGUGCUGAUCCGGGUGUGUUUGUGCUGCUAGCCUGUGGUACAAUGUCUAGUACUUGUGGACAGUUAGCAAGCUACCCAUUAGCCUUAGUGAGGACACGAAUGCAGGCUCAAGCAGCUUCUCAGGAAGGCAGCCCUCAGAUGACCAUGACUGGUCUCUUCAGACACAUUGUGAGGACAGAGGGCGCUAUUGGACUCUAUAGAGGCUUGGCACCCAACUUUAUGAAGGUCAUUCCUGCUGUUAGCAUCAGCUACGUGGUGUAUGAGAACCUAAAGAUCACCCUUGGCGUUCAGUCCCGGUAAGGGGAAUCUGAAGACUGUUAAAAUCCUAAAUGACUUUUGUUUUUCCUCUCAACUUUUAUCUUGAACUACUGAAUGAGAUCGUCCAAGAGGGCCAGUUUGCACUCGAAGAGAACUGUAGCAACUGUUGGCCAAGAAAGAGCUUGCAUGAGGUGAAGAGGAAAUCUUUGCGUCAAAGUGGUUUGGCUUUAUUCAGUGAAUGGAAGAGACCAGGGACAUGCAUAGAAAAACUUUCAGAUCGAUACCUCUGCAUAAAAUACAAUCCUAGCUGUAAGUAAAAUGUGAGCAUCUCAAAAUGGCAUCUGUAUUGGAUCCAGACACUCCCUUAUUCCACUCCUGAGGUCACGGGGUUGUGUUUGCUAUAUUAUAGUAGGGACCAAGAAUAUGAAAGAUAUUUUAAUAAACUGCUUUAUGGAAA